UUCAGAUUCAGUUGUUUAAUUGGAUAAAAAGAUAAAUAUAAAAUUCCGAAAAAUAAGUUCAGCAUGGUUACGAGCUAAUUUUAUUAAAAUAAGCUAAGUGACAAUGUAUAAAUUGUACAACAAGUAAGUUAAACAUAAACGUACAAUACAUUCAGUACAUAAGAUAACAUUCUGAAUGUGUGACUGUUGAUCCUCACACGGCAUGUAACAGAUGAUACCAAUCUUAGAGUUGAAGAUAGAAAGAUAACCGUGAUGAACUCGCUACUGCUCGUGUUGCUGUUCCUGUCCCAUGGUCUCACCUUCAAAUCCUCGAAAUCUAAAUGCCGGGUUGUUCCACUUGUUGCGCGCCGCAAGAUUGGUGCAGACACAAUUCUCUCCGCAUCGGUUCAAUCCUUCUACCUUAACAACAAGGACGGUCCAUUCUCCGGCAAACUCAAGGUUCGGAAGGUGUUCCAGGGCGGAGGGGCGGAGAAACAGGCGGAAGAGAGGCGGACGGGCGUGUCAAGUCGUGAGGAUAAUGAUGGGGUUUUCCUGGAGGGGCGGAGCAUAAUCGUGGAAGGGUUGGGAGACCCGGAUAUAUGUGUAUCCACCCCUAGACUCGGGGAUACUAAACUCUUCUUCCUAGAUCUGGUGGACCCUGCAGUUCCAAGAUAUAAACUUCAUUCCAGUAUUCUCCGUCUUAGUCUCAAGAAUCUCAAGGUUCUUUGGAACCUAGAGAAGGGAGAAGGUGUUGAUUCUAAGUGUACUGCAGCCUGUCAGUUUGGUGGAGUAUGUUUGAACGGUAUCUGUACAUGUCAGGACAAAUGUACAGCCAAACCUUAUCCUAUCUGUGCUAACGACGGAAAAACGGUAAGUUUUAAUUUUUCAAGAUUUGUUUAGGAAUUGGUUCAUGAAUUGGUUCAUGAAUUGGUUCAUGAAUUGGUUCAUAAAUUGGUUCAUAAAUUGGUUCAUGAAUUGGUUCAUGAGUUGGUUCAUGAAUUGGUUCAGAAAUUGGUUUAAAAAUGGAUUCAUGAAUUGGUUCAUUAAUUGGUUCAUGAAUUGGUUUAUGAAUUGGUUCAUGAAUUGAUUAAUGAAUUGGUUCAUGAAUUGGUUCGGAAAUUGGUUUAGAAAUGAGUUCAAGAAUUGCAGUUCAUGAAUUGGUUCAUGAAUUGGUUCAUUAAUUGGUUCAUGAAUUGGUUCAGAAAUGGGUUCAUAAUUGGUUAAUGAAUUGGUUUAUGAUGUGGUUCAUGAAUUGGUUCAUGAAUUUGUUCAUGAACUGGUUCAUGAAAUUGGUUCAUGACUUGGUUCAUGAAUUGGUUCAUGAAUUGGUUCAUAAAUUGGUUUAUGAAUUGGUUCAUGAACUGGUUCAUGAAUUGGUUCAUGAAUUGGUUCAUAAAUUGGUUCAUGAGUUGGUUCAUGAAUUGGUUCAUGAAUUGGUUCAUAAAUUGGUUCAUGAGUUGGUUCAUUAAUUGGUUCAUGAAUUGGUUCAUGAAUUGGUUCGGAAAUUGGUUUAGAAAUGAGUUCAAGAAUUGCAGUUAAUGAAUUGGUCCAUGAAUUGGUUCAUUAAUUGGUUCAUGAAUUGGUUCAGAAAUGGGUUCAUAAUUGGUUCAUAAAUUGGUUUAUGAGUUGGUUCAUGAAUUGGUUCAUGAAUUGGUUCAUGAAUUGGUUCAUAAAUAGGUUCGGAAAUUGGUUCAUUAAUUGGUUCAUGAAUUGGUUCAGAAAUGGGUUCAGCGUUGGUUCAGGAAUCGGUUCAUAAAUAGGUUCAGAGAUUGGUUCAUGAAUUGGUUAAUGAAUAGGUGCAGGUAUUAGUUCUGACAGUAGUUAAGGAAUUGGUUCAGGUAUUGGUUCAGACAGUGGUUCAUGAAUUGGUUCAGGUAUUGGUUCAGACAGUGGUUCAGGAAUUGGUUCAGGUAUUGGUUCAGGCAGUGGUUCAAGGAUUAGUUUAAGAAGCUAAGAAGAUUCAAUAUUUCCCCAGUGCAGGGGAUCAGUAAUUUUCUUUCCUCGAUGUACAAUUUCUCUUAAUCACAUCACAUUAGAAAUAUAAAACUCUAAUGAAGAAUAUUCAGUAAAGAGGAUAUCUAGGAAUUAAAGGGACUGGAGACAUUAUUUAAGUUGACGUGUCUGAUUCACAACCGUGUAUAUAUAUGUACACUAUGUAAUCGUUUUCUCUAGAAAAAGGACUUGCCCAUUUCUGUAACAUCAUGGAAGCAUGCAGGAAAUUUAAGAAUUAAAAACUGUUAAACCUAGAAAAACAAGAAAAUGUUCCACAUUAUUGGCUAGAUAUAGGUUUCAAGAGUACCGUUGUUUAUCAUCUUCAUGUAGAGGGUUAAUUGAAAUUAUGCUUACAGUCCCUUCAAGUGCUAAUAGUAAUACUCUCAGAUAUGGAUGAAUUGGCUGAAUUAAAAUCUGCGUAUUGAUCAAAACCAUCUGCGUAUGCGAUCUUAAAAGUCAUAUAAGCAAUUUUGCAAUCAGUUCAAGCAUGCAAACUGUUCAAUUUUGCAAUCAGUUCAAGUAUGCAAACUGUUCAAUUUUGCAAUUAGUUCAAGUAUGUUCAAUUUUGCAAUUAGUUCAAGUAUGUUCAAUUUUGCAAUUAGUUCAAGCAUGUUCAAUUUUGCAAUUAGUUCAAGCAUGUUCAAUUUUGCAAUUAG
Molecule: messenger RNA, 2627 nt
Organism: Eurytemora carolleeae
Lineage: Eukaryota; Metazoa; Arthropoda; Copepoda; Calanoida; Temoridae
Product: agrin
Exons: 5
Coding region: 253-879 (208 amino acids)
Biological process (GO): G protein-coupled acetylcholine receptor signaling pathway; receptor clustering
Molecular function (GO): laminin binding
Source: RefSeq, a predicted model, not a curated record